GUUCAGCGCGCGCCUGGGUGAGCACGAGCGUGUGUGAAUGUGCUUCAGACAGUAUGGCUGCCGUUACCAGCACUGUCAGGGUUUGUCCUCACUUUCACCGGGGUAGACAGUAACCUGCAGCGGACAGAAUCGUUCACAUCCCCGAGGGACACCGCCCAGCGACAAGACAGCAGAUGGCUUAACGAGCAGAUUCUUCCCAUAUAGUUACGAGUUGGUACACAGCAGCGAGGGGAGGAGAGGAGCUUCUUGUGUGGAAAUUUCCGUGCAUGUUUUUAAAAAAAGGAGGGGAUUUGUUUUGAUUUGCAGUUCAGAAAGUUCACGCCGCCGCCGCUGCUGCCUGACAGCAACCUCAUUUACUACCUCUAAAACGGGGGGUAGGAUUUUAACCGGGCCCUUGUUUGCUUGGAUGUGGAUCUCCUAUUGGAAUAUACAUGAAGUUGAAGAUGCGUUAGGGAUGCGAAGACUCGAGGUUGCGCGUUUGUUGCUUCGGUAAAUAUUUCUACCAAGACUGUGAAAGGGGAAGAAUGUAGAUUUGUCUGUAUAGACCAAUGUGCUGAAAUCGAUUACCCUCAGGUUUACAGCGCGGGGAGUGGUCUAUUAAAACGAAAGAGUCUCUCUUUUGAAAUAGAUUUUUUGCCAAGAAGAAAACUGAACAAAAGAAAACGUUGUUUUGGAUUAAUGUGGGCUUGGAAUUCUGGCCUAAUAAAAAUAAGCCGAAGAGAGACAUGCUCUGUCAUGAACGUGCUUGAUCUGUAAGGCUCUGUUGAGCUGGGCCGAUUCUGGUAUGAUAAGGUGUUUUUAUUAACCGUGCAUAUAGGUAAAGUUCAAGUUAAUUAUUUAUUGCGUUAUAUUUUAUAAAAAAUACAGCACACCGCUUAAUUAAUAAUGGACUUGCUUCAUAACUAUUACAUAUUCCAAGUUCGUUCUAUCAUAGUACCUAAUGGUUUCUUGUGAGCAAAGCUGUGCUGGAUUGAAGCUGUGGGUAUGGAAGAGAGGAUACUCCUGAUUACUGGCACUGCUAAUGCCUAAGAAUAUAAAAUGACACAAUGAUGGGUGGACCAAGGGAUGGAGCACAAGUAGAUGGUUUGUAGGACUUUAUGUAUAGAUAAUACUUGUAUUUUUUUCUUCGUUGUUAUAUUUCAGUUUUUGGAGGUAGACGUAGUAGUCGUAGUAAAGUCUACCAACCUGGAUCAAGAAGCGUUAACUUUCGUCCCUGGUUGGAGCGACGCCCCCCAGCUGCCAUCAAUGCCUUCUGCAUUGGCAGUCUUUACCUGUCGGCCGAAUUCACAUCCCUUUCAGGAGCGCCAUGUGUACCUGGACGAGCCGGUCAAGAUCGGGCGCUCGGUGGCUCGCUGCCGGCCCGCUCAAAACAACGCGACGUUUGACUGCAAAGUGCUGUCCCGGAACCACGCUCUGAUCUGGUUCGACCACAAGACCGGCAAGUUCUAUCUCCAGGACACGAAGAGCAGCAAUGGCACCUUCAUCAACAGCCAGCGCCUGAGCCGUGGCUCGGAGGAAAGCCCUCCAUGUGAGAUUCUGUCUGGUGACAUCAUCCAGUUCGGAGUGGAUGUGACGGAGAACACUCGCAAAGUUACCCAUGGAUGUAUAGUAUCUACAAUCAAACUCUUUUUACCUGAUGGCAUGGAGGCUCGGCGCCGGUCAGACGUCAUUCAAGCUCCAGUACCACUUCCUGUAGAUAAGGUUGCUGCUAAUACUCCCAUUAUGUAUUCUCAGGAACUGUUUCAGCUCUCUCAGUAUUUACAGGAGGCCUUACACCGGGAGCAGAUGCUGGAGCAGAAGCUGGCAACCCUGCAGCGCCUGCUGGCCAGCACACAGGAGGCAUCAGAGAGCAGCUGGCAGGCUUUAAUAGAUGAAGAUAGGCUGCUUUCAAGGUUAGAAGUCAUGGGAAACCAGUUGCAAGCUUAUUCAAAAAACCAAACUGAAGAUGGCAUUCGAAAGGAGUUGAAAGCAUUGCAAGAAGACAAACACAACUACGAGACAACAGCCAAAGAGUCCCUGAGGCGGGUUCUUCAGGAGAAAAUCGAGGUGGUCCGCAAGCUCUCCGAAGUGGAGCGAAGUCUGAGCAACACUGAGGAUGAAUGUACUCAUCUAAAGGAAAUGAACGAGCGGACGCAGGAAGAGCUGAGCGAGCUGGCCAAUAAGUACAACGGAGCAGUCAAUGAAAUCAAAGACCUUGCUGACAAGUUAAAGCAGGCAGAGGGCAGGCAGGAGGAGACCCAGCAGAAAAGCCUGUCUGAGAAGAAGGAGCAGCAGCACAGGAUUGAAGAGAUGGAGGAGAAGGAGCAGACACUGCAGGCACGCAUAGAGGCCUUGCAGGCAGACAAUGACUUCACCAACGAACGUCUCGCUGCUUUACAAGUACGGUUAGAACAACUUCAAGAGAAAAAUAUUAAGGAACACAACAGUUUAGGAAUCCAGGUUGAGGACAUCUUGCCUACAAUGAAUGGGAGUUCAGUCAAAGACCACUUUCUUUUAAAGAGUGGAGGGGACUGCACUUUUAUCCAACAGUUCAUUGAGUGCCAGACGGUAAAGCAGCUGAAAGGCCCAGUAGAUUCCACACAUAACAACAAGAUCUCCAGUUUGGAAGGUGUUAUUGAAGCUCAUCUAGAAAACAAUCAAACUGCAGAAGAAAAUUUCUUAAGUAGUCCUGAAAGACUCAAAGCCAAGCUUAUAGACGAUGGGCAUCUGAUGAAAGUUAUGGAAGAAACCAAGCUUUUGAAAGAAAACCAAGUAGAUGCAAAGGAAUCGGACAUGUCAGACACACUCAGUCCCAGCAAGGAUAAAAGCAGCGACGACACUACAGACGGUCAAAUGGAUGAACAAGAGCUGAAUGAAUCUCUGACGAAGGGUUCUCUAUUAAAAGAUGAGCUUCGCCGUGUGAACCUGGAGCCUGGGGACAGCGAGCAGGUGAUCCAGCACUUGCACAAGGAGCUGGUGGAAGCGCAGGAGCUAGCCAAGAGCGGCAAACACAAGUGUUUAGAACUGCAAGCGCUGCUUGAAGAGGAGAGACGAGCGAGCAAGCAGCAGACUGAGAACUCUACCAAGCAGAUCCAACUCCUGCAAGCCCAGCUGCACAAGCUGCAGGCAGACGUGGCCACUCUGCGGGAGGAGAAGGAGAAUGACAUCAGCAGCACUCGUGAGGAGCUGUUCCGGGCCCAGGAGGAGGUGAGCGUGAUGAGGAGAGCCAUGGAGGCAGCCACCUCGGAGCGCGAGCGCGAGAUCACAGCCCUGCAGGAGGACCUGAGCAUAGUGCGGGAGGAGCUGGAAAAGUGGCGCACGGCUGCCUCGCAGUACGAGGCUGAGAUAACCAGCCUGCAGGCCAGCUUCCAGCAGCAGAGUCAGCAGAGGGAGAAGGCUGCCAAGCUGCAAGAUGAGCUUGAAAGGCUCCAGAAGGAGUGUGCGACUCUGCAGGGUGAGUGCGCCUCCCUUCAGGAGGAGAAGGCCCCCCUCGUGGGGAAGCUGCAGAGCCUGGAGAAGGAGCUCGACAGCUCUCGCCAGCACAGUGUGGAGCUGACCAGUACCCUGAGUGUGCUGGAGAAGACUCGCAGAGACCUGGAGAGCGAGGCGGGAGUCCUGAAGGAGAAGCACCAGCAGGAUGCCAGUGGUCUCAAGGCUCAGCUUGCAGAGGCCAGCAACCGGACCAAAGGCCUGCAGAAAGAGUUUGAAGAAACUCAGGCUCUGCUCUUAGACCUGAAGGAGAGGUAUGAGAGAACAGAGCAGGAGAAACAGACCAUCACAGACGAACUCCAGCAAUGUAAAGUGAAUUUGAAGCUGCUGCAGGAGAAAGGCGGCCAUCCCUCCAUAUUGCAACCUGUCCAAGCCAUUUUCAUCGGCCUUGUCCUGGCCUUCCUGUAUUGGUGUUUCGGCCCCUUGCGGUAGAAAGGGUCGCUGGUUGCCCUGGAUGCCCGUGGUGGCCGUGCUGGUUGCUGUGACCGUGGUGGUGCUGUACCCUGGCCUGUCAAGGGGCUCUCCCUGAGCAGCCUCCCGAGCACACCGUCCUCACCCUCCCCAUGCUGCUUCCAUCGCGACACCCCGUCGCCUUCCUCCACACCUCUAAUCACAGGCACACACACUCGGCUCUGUCAGAGUGCAACAGUAGGGUCUCUCUGCUUUACCUGUAUAAAAUGGAACUGUACAUAUAUCGAGGGAAUAAAAAUUGUGACUUACUACUUCAACUCUAGGUAAUACAUUAUUUGCAGUUUUUUUUUGUAUGUGUAUGUUGGGAUUCUCAUAAUAUUGUGGUGGCAUAAACUAGGCUUUUUAGGUACCAAACUGUUCUCACAAGUUCAGGUGUGUUUUUACAGCAGGACUUGGUUGCUACAUUAGCUGAGGCAAUGUGGUCCUCUAGGUCAGGGCACAAGGGAGUAAGUUACUAGACACACAUUCACCCAGUCCAUCCCUCAGUGAUGUGCCAUUCUUACCCUCUCUGUGGCUUGAAUGUUUCAGGGGAACAGCUUAGACACUCCUCUACAAGAAAGUACAAAUAAAGAACAAUAUCAUUUCUCUUAUUUAGCUUUCUGAGAGAAUAUGAAAUAAGAACCUUCUAUUAAAAAUGUAUAGGUGCUUUAGCCAGGGUAUAAAAUGAUCUGUACAUUUUUGUAUUGUACCUUCAAAAUUAAGACUUCCGUGCAUUUAUAAAAAAACACUACGUAGCAGUUUGGGGUGUCAGUAUUUUUGUUAAAGGAGUCCUCUGCAGUAGCUGGUACAGUGACAGAGAUAACCGCAAUUCAGCGAUGUGCAAUCUUCUCGCAUAUCCUCUCCACAUCAACUCCCACCCGAUUUCAGGGCUGCUUAUAAAUGCCUGAUUACUAAGUUAUGUUGUUUUGAGAAGCAGUGCCACAUGCAAGGUCACCACUGUAAAGGAGGUGUUACAUCUCACUGGUUUUUUACCCUGUAAAAAGAUAUUUAAAUAAAUAAAUACAAUCCAAACCAAAAUGUCUCGCCUUCAAGUUAAAACUCCCAAUUCCAGCAGCCUUGUGCAGGACUUGUGCAGUGUUACAGUUUCAUAUAGGUUCAGUUCAGUUUCCACGCCAAAGGCACAUCAACAUGUUUAGUGUAAGUGUUUAUUACAGUGCAUGUGUAUAUAUAGUGUACAUCUAACACCUGUCUGCACACUUCUAGCGCUUCCUCGUCACACUCAGCGCUGUAGUCUUGAGUCGGCCUUGGGGGGGGUGUUUGUACAUAUUUCCACAGUUUCUGUUUAUUUGUUGAUAGAAAGUAAAGACACAUUUAGAUGGAGUGCUGUUGUACCAUGAGGAAACAAUGCAGUUUGAAAUCACCACCCCUUCCUUUGUUUAUACCUCAAAUGUUAAAGAAAAUGUAGUUCACUUUUGCAACUUGGGCAUUUUACCCAUAAGUCUUUUGUUUUUUUAAAUGUUGCAUAUCAUUUGAUAGGAUUAAAAAUGGGAUUAACGUUGGGGCAUGCACUUGGCACACCUAUGUCUUGAAGGGGUUUAGUUUUAAUCAGUUACUAAAGGACCUUUUAAUGAGGUUGAGCCACAGAAUCUGAUUUGGUUCCAGUAACACCACAAUGUAUCUCUGCAGAUGUAAGGCAUGCAGAAAGACUGCAUUCAGAGAAGCUGAUCAAUUGCACAGCUGUCCUGUAAUCUGAUCAAAUGCAAUCCCGGUACCCAUUAUUUUUGUAUUUAUUUAUUUUUCUUAAUACAGGCAUGCAAAUUAUCAACAAUUAAAUCCACAAGUCCCUCACCUUGCAAGCUGAACAUGAUAAAAAUGUCCUUAACAGGAAUAGAUUUAGUUUUCAAGUUUAAUAAGUAAAUAGGAACUUUAGUGUUUUAAAAGGAUGGGGGGGUGAAUAUAUACUUUUAUAAAUAUUACUGUUGUUGGGUGUUUGUUGAUUGACGAAUCAUUAAUUUGUGAAAAAAUGUACACAAGCUGUAAUAGCAACAAUGUUCUGUGGUAAUCUGUUUCCUUUGACAAGAAUAAAGUACAAACAGCCGCCCAACUGCAACACAAUUCAUUUGCCAGCGGUGCUUGUGAGUACCUUCCUGUACAAUGAGGUGCUUGCGAGUACCUUCCUGUACAAUGAGGUGCUUGCGAGUACCUUCCUGUACAAUGAGGUGCUUGUGAGUACCUUCCUGUACAAAGCGGUGCUUGCGAGUACCUUCCUGUACAAAGCGGUGCUUGCGAGUACCUUCCUGUACAAAGCGGUGCUUGCGAGUACCUUCCUGUUCAAAGCGGUGCUUGCGAGUACCUUCCUGUUCAAAGCGGUGCUUGCGAGUACCUUCCUGUUCAAAGCGGUGCUUGCGAGUACCUUCCUGUUCAAAGCGGUGCUUGCGAGUACCUUCCUGUACAAAGCGGUGCUUGCGAGUACCUUCCUGUUCAAAGCGGUGCUUGCGAGUACCUUCCUGUACAUAAUUUGUUUGCAAAUAUUGUCCUGAGAUGCUAAAGUUCAUAAUUACAUUUUUUAAAGUAAAUAAUUGUUUAAAAUCUAUUUUGUAAAGAUAUGGAAAGUACAGUAUAAAUUCUGGAGUACAGAUUAAACUAUUUGCACUAACACUUGUGAUGUGCAUGAUUUAAUAAAACAAACUUUACUCUC
Acipenser ruthenus (sterlet) is the source of this 6577-nucleotide messenger RNA. RefSeq names its product sarcolemmal membrane-associated protein-like. The transcript has 26 exons. Gene Ontology annotation, molecular function: protein binding. Gene Ontology annotation, biological process: regulation of voltage-gated sodium channel activity; regulation of membrane depolarization during cardiac muscle cell action potential; protein localization to plasma membrane. Bases 1081 to 3900 code for a protein of 939 amino acids. The record is from RefSeq and is a predicted model, not a curated record. Lineage: Eukaryota; Metazoa; Chordata; Actinopteri; Acipenseriformes; Acipenseridae.